Molecule: messenger RNA, 1734 nt
Organism: Schistosoma intercalatum
Lineage: Eukaryota; Metazoa; Platyhelminthes; Trematoda; Strigeidida; Schistosomatidae
Source: the annotation of a GenBank genome assembly
AUGGAGAAAUCAAAAAAUUGUUUGAGAAACCUUUUAUCCACUAAUCCCGUUGCAAGAAUACUAUUGAGUAGUGAGGGGAGUCCGAAUCACUGUGAAACUGUUGUUGUAGACUACAGCUCCCCAAAUAUUGCUAAACCAUUUCACCUGGGGCAUUUCCGAGCUACUGUAACAGGAAAUUUUGUCAAAAACAUCAAUGAAGCUUUUGGACAUAAAGUAAUUGGAAUAAAUUACAUUGGUGAUUGGGGUACUCAAUUCGAUAUCUUAGCAUCGGGAUUUUCAAAAUACGGGGAUCAGAUUGAAUUGCGAAGAAAUCCCAUUGAACACUUAUAUAAAGUCUAUGUACAAGCGAAUCGUGAUAUUCAAUCAAAUGAAAAAAAUCGACCAUAUGGAAUCGAUCAUGGAAAUCAAUCAGUUAACUUUUCCAAACCAAUACCCAAUAAUACAACUGAAAUACAAUCUCGUGAUACUGAAUUCUGGCGAUAUAUUCGUGAAGUAACUUGUGAACAGUUGCAAUCAAAUUAUCAGCGUAUGAAUAUUCAAUUUACAAGUUACGAAUAUGAAUCCGAUUAUGUGGAGAAGGCUUAUUCACUUGCUAACAUGUUACUAGCCAAUGGGUUAGCUUACAAAAGUUCUGAUGGACUGACUUGUAUGUCGACAGCAAACAAUAAUGAUGUGAAUUUUUCGAAUCAAAAUAUUAUCCUAUUAAAAAGUGAUAAGUCAACUUUAUAUUUAACCAGGGAUAUAGCGGCGGCAAUUUCUCGUUACGAAAAAUACCAUUUCGAUAGGAUACAUUAUGUGGUUGAAAUCGGACAGCGUUUACACUUUCAACAACUCAACUAUGUUCUCCUAAAAAUGGGUUAUAAUUGGCCAGUUUUAUCUAUGGUCGGUGAUGAUGUUGAUGAUAAUACUGAUAAUGAUCAGUGUAGUCAAUGUGCUCGUAAUCUUUUACAUAUUCCAUUCGGUCGAAUUAUGGGAAUGAGUACUAGAAAAGGUGAAGGUUUAUUUCUAUUGGAUAUUUUAAAUAAUGCUCAACAAUUUAUGCUGAAUCGAAUGAAAUCUUCCCAAAAUACACGAAUAACUCAAAAUGAAUCAGUUAAUCCACCAUUGUUAUGUCAAGAUGAAAUAGCUGAUCAUUUAGGUGUAACAUGUUUGGUAGCAACAAUGUUUGCUUAUCCACGUCAAAAACCAAUUAAUUUACACACAUUCCUUGGUUUACCAGUGACAUCAUCAUCAUCAUCAACAAUGAAAAAUAGUCAUUUGUUGAAAUCGUCAGCUGUAAGUGAAUUAUGCGGAUUAACUCUACAAUAUUGUCAUGCAAGACUAUGCAGCCUAGAAUCUCGUUCAAUUUCGUCCGGUCUAUUCCCAUUCAAGGUUAAUAGCAGUGAUCCAACAUCAAUUGUGUUUGACAUGGAUCACCUUAUUCAUGAAUUUGAUCAAUUUAAAGAGUGGCCUUCAACAACAAUUAAUGAAAAAUCUUUUGUAAAAUUGGCUGAUCAGUUGUGCAGAUUUUCUACUGUGCUCCAUACUGCUUAUUCAAAAUACGAGCCACAUUACGUACUACAAUAUGCAUUACAACUUACCUCUGAUGUAAACUCAGCUUGGAAGCAUUUACCAGUUUUGCAAUGUACAAAUAAAGAAGAUCAACUAAUACGUCUAUUCAUCUUUCUAGCGUCUAGAAAUGUACUUGCCUCAUGUUUACGUUUAAUGGGAAUCGAACCGUUGAGUGCGAUAUAA